Lichtheimia ornata is the source of this 456-nucleotide messenger RNA. RefSeq lists its product as uncharacterized. The transcript is spliced from 3 exons. The record is from RefSeq and is a predicted model, not a curated record. NCBI's taxonomy places the organism in Eukaryota, Fungi, Mucoromycota, Mucoromycetes, Mucorales, Lichtheimiaceae. Bases 1 to 456 code for a protein of 151 amino acids.
AUGGCUCAGAGGGACCAUUGCAGAGAGCUACUUGUCUUUUGGUGCUUUGGAGUUUACAAGAUCACAGCUAUGAUUGCUAAGUAUUCCAUGGGGAAAUGUUUAUGUCUUUGGUGGUGUCAACCUUUAUUGCGUCUCGGGUGGUUGGUUACCAAGCAAUGGGCGAUUUCUCUGGAGAAUGUCAGCCAAGUCUUUUAUGAGUGGAUUGUAUCAGCAACAAACAACAGCAUCCAUAUCGUUGGUUCCAUAUCAAGCUUUAUCCCAUCAUCUGGUUCUUCUCGUUAUCGGCAAUUCGGUGGGCAUCCUGAAAUGAAGGUCUCUUAUCGAUUGAUCACAUCAGCAACAAGGAACAACUUGUAUAUCUUUGAUAUCAGCAAGCUUUCUAUCUCUUGGUGGUUCUGGUUAUUGGCGAUUCCUUUGAUGGAUCUCUACAGCUAUACGUGUCUUAUGGAUGGAUAA